This is a messenger RNA of Corythoichthys intestinalis (scribbled pipefish), 4231 nucleotides long. It is a transcript of the gene dld, whose product is annotated as deltaD. Lineage: Eukaryota; Metazoa; Chordata; Actinopteri; Syngnathiformes; Syngnathidae. Gene Ontology annotation, biological process: Notch signaling pathway; negative regulation of Notch signaling pathway; cell communication. Gene Ontology annotation, cellular component: plasma membrane. The record is from RefSeq and is a predicted model, not a curated record. The transcript has 12 exons. Gene Ontology annotation, molecular function: calcium ion binding; Notch binding. Bases 335 to 2779 code for a protein of 814 amino acids.
GAGACUUGUUUUCCUCGCUUGGGACCACCUUUUCAUCAAUCAAGUAGGGAGGGGGACACAACAAGGACAUCAACUUUUUUGCGCAAGAUUAUUGGAGUUAUUUCAUACCGGGAUUUCUUCCAAGGAGCAUUCAUUUGCGGAUUAUUAUUAUUUUUUUGACAAGUACAUUUCUAAUUUAACAACAGAGGCGCGCAUGGGAGAAUAGAAGACAAUCAUCAGGAAAGUGAAUUCGGACUUAAGGAAGAAACCGUCAAACUUUCCCCAUGAUUUUUUGAGUUGAGCUACAGCAACCUGUGGGGCUUUGAGUGCUUGUUUUGAACGGGCUGUCAACACAAUGGGACGCCUGUGUCUGACCUUGGUUGUCACUCUCUCCCUUUUCACCUGCCAGGUUUUGUGCUCAGGGGUGUUUGAGCUGAAGCUGCAGGAGUUUCUAAACAAGAAAGGGGUGGCGGGGAACGCCAACUGUUGCCCCGGCGGCGGCUCGGCUCAUCGGCCGGGCCACCAACAGUGCGAGUGCAAGACUUUCUUUCGAAUCUGUCUCAAGCACUACCAGGCUAACGUGUCCCCCGAGCCCCCAUGCACAUACGGCGGAGCGGUGACCCCAGUUCUGGGCUCCAACUCCUUCCAGGUGCCGGAGACCAACGCGGACACCUUCACCAAUCCGAUCCGCUUCAAUUUCGGAUUCACGUGGCCGGGGACAUUUUCACUGAUCAUUGAGGCUCUGCACACAGACUCCCUGGACGACCUGGCAACAGACAACCCAGAGCGCCUCAUCAGCCGCAUAACCACUCAACGUCACCUGACAGUGGGAGAAGAGUGGUCCAAAGACAUGCAGACGUCUAGCGGGACGGAGCUACGUUACUCUUAUCGAUUCCUGUGUGAUGAACAUUACUAUGGCGAGGGCUGCUCCGUGUUCUGUCGGCCCCGAGACGAUGCAUUCGGACACUUCACCUGUGGAGAGCGUGGCGAGAUCAUUUGCAACUCUGGCUGGAAGGGACAGUACUGCACUGAACCAAUUUGUCUUCCUGGCUGUGAUGAAAAUCAUGGCUUUUGUGAGAAACCUGGAGAAUGCAAGUGCCGUGUGGGAUUCAGUGGUCGUUACUGUGAUGAUUGUAUCCGUUACCCUGGCUGCCUCCAUGGUACGUGCCAACAACCCUGGCAAUGUAACUGCCAGGAGGGUUGGGGUGGCCUCUUCUGCAACCAGGAUCUGAACUAUUGUACACAUCACAAGCCUUGUCUCAAUGGUGCCACCUGUACCAACACUGGCCAGGGCAGCUACACAUGCUCCUGUCCACCUGGCUAUACAGGUGCCAGCUGUGAGAUCGAGGUCAAUGAAUGUUCUGGAAACCCUUGUCGCAAUGGUGGCAGCUGCUCUGAUCAUGAUGGUGGAUAUAAGUGCACCUGCCCACCUGGUUUCUAUGGCAACAACUGUGAGUUGAGUGCCAGUAGCUGUGCGGAUGGGCCUUGCUUCAAUGACGGACGUUGUGUUGAUAACCCUGAGGGGGGCUACUUCUGUCAGUGCCCCACAGGAUACGCCGGAUUCAACUGUGAAAAAAAAAUUGACCACUGCUUGUCCAACCCCUGUUCAAAUGGUGCAGAAUGUGUGGAUUUAGUCAACUCUUACCUCUGUCAGUGUCCUGAAGGGUAUUUUGGUACCAACUGUGAGGACAGUAGCAGCAGCAGCCUCUCUGGACACUGUCAGUCUUUUCCUUGUCAGAAUGGUGGAACAUGCCAAGAGGGAGCCAAUGGCUACACAUGCAAUUGUCCUCCAGGGUACACCGGCAAAAACUGCAGUUCCCCCAUCUCCCGCUGUGCUCACAAUCCUUGCCACAAUGGAGCCACCUGCCAUGAACGUGGCAACCGCUUUGUGUGCGCCUGUGUGCCAGGCUACGGUGGGCACAACUGCCAGUUCCUCUUACCAGAAGUCCCCAAGGGUCAGCCAGUGGUAGAUGGACCAGACAGACGAUAUUCCUCCCUGGAAAGUGACAUUUUUGACGAUACUGACAAUGACGACAACGGCUUCCCCUGGACAGCAGUGUGCGCUGGCAUCUUCCUCGUUCUCGUGAUUCUCAUAGGUUGCUCUGUUUUGGUAGUCUAUGUUCGAGUCAAACUGCAGGAUCGGCAAAGUCAUCGCAGUGACAGCGUCCGUAGCGACAGCCACGAGACGAUGAACAAUCUGACGACCACCAACAACUGCCUCCGGAGUGAUAAGGAGCUGGGUGCUGUAAUGACAACAUCCAUUAAAAACACAAACAAGAAGGCAGAGUACCAUUCUGAGCUGGCUGGUUCGCUUGGUGGUCUGAGUGGGAUUGGUGGGCUCAAUGGACUUGGUGGAUCAGAGAAGCAUGGAUUCAAGACUCGCUACUCCAGUGUGGAGUACAAUCUCGUGCAUGAGCUGCGGCCUGAGGAGGUGUCACUGUGUAAACAGGAGGACCAUGAUGGGCCUGAGGUGAAAUGUGAGAUGCUGGAAGAGUCUGAUACAGAAGAAAUAUCAAGAAAAAGACAAAAUAGUGACGCUUCAGAAGAGAAACAAGUGGAAGAGUCGCUGAGCUGCAGCGAAGCAAUGUAUCAAUCAUCCUACGAUCUGAACCAACAUGCCGGCAGUGAUCUUAAAUACCAAUCCUCAAGUGAUGUCAAAUACCAAUCAAGCUGUGAUGUAGAAUGUCAAAGCGGGGCCAGCGGUGUCAGCAAGUACCAGUGCACCACAGACACCAAAUACCAGUCAGUGUACGUAAUAUCAGACCAGAAGGACGAGUGCUUAAUCGCCACAGAGGUAUGAUGCCUAUCUGGACCAAUCCUAACCAGGUCCUUCUGGAUAAUGAUGGUCCUCGCUAACCCUGAGCAGUACAGCUCAGCUUGUCUCCGGGAGGUUUUACUCCUGCGGUUUGCUGCUGUUCCCUGGAAUGUACCGAAGGAUCCUGGAGCCAAGGUGCCGCUGAUCCAGUACAGUCAGUGAAUAUUGGACAAUGCUGACAUCAAAUGAGGAUGUUGGACUCAUACCUGAUGCUCAGCGCUAUGAAGUACCUUCCAAGCACCUGAAAUGCUGCAGGCCUAUUUCAAAUUUGAAACAACAAUGGACUGUACUGUAUACUCCUGCUAUUCGGUGACUUUUGCUGAAGAAUUUUGGAAGAGCGCUAAAAUGAAAUAUUGCCAUCACUGUGGAUUCCAUUCCUUUUGGAACAAGGAAACAGUGACCCGGAUGAUGAAAUUGUAGUACCGUGGAGUACUGAUUGAUUGAACAGAGUAGUACCUAUGGAGUACUGAGAACUUAUGUGUUGUAGUACUGUACUAUGUGCUAUGGUUAUUACAGUACAGUGUCAAAGCUGUCAUAGAUGACAGUGCAUGUUCUGUGCGGUGCUGCAGAGGACAGAGUGUAGACAUGGCAAGGGUAGAAGCCAUUCCAAGGCACAGUAGUCACAGCUGUAGCCAAUUUCUUAAAAGACAACAAACAAGUGUCAAGAACACAAGUGGGCCGAAUUCACAUUUUUAAGUCUGCAGCACUGAUGGACUGUCGGCUGAGCUGGUUCUCAGCAGAGCUUAAAGAACUGAAGACUCCAAUAGUGACUGCAUCGAUCCGACAUGGAUCCUGUUGGGCCAUACUGGCCCCUGACCCUGAAGGUUGAGAUAUACAACGCAAUGUUUUUGGCAAAACAUUAAUAAGAAGAAUUUACAUGCUAAAAGUCACUGAAAAUAAUCAAACAUAGUUCAUGGGAUGCUUUAUUACCAUUGUAGAGUUCUUUCUCCCAAAGUCUGGUGCUGUUUUGUGUCUAUGUCAAGCUAUGAAGGAUUCGUCCGAACUGCCAAGACCUCAUUGCACUAUGGGGGUGUAUGUGUGUAGCAUAUGUUUAUGAGAGUGUAUGAGAACAGAUGAGGUAACCUCUGCCUCCGCCUGUUAGCCAGUCAUCAAUUAGCUACCAUCACCCUUGCCUGCUCACUGUUUGUUAGCGUCAUGUGAUUCAUGUUUUUAAUCUUAUUUUUUAUUAUUGAAACAAAGAUGUUCUUUUAAUUUAAUUAUUGUUAUUUGUGUUACAAUUUGGUGUGGUAUUCUGUGUUAUAAUUUAAGUUUGACUGUUUUUUAAUUUGACAUAAUGUCUGUGUGUGGAUGUGUGUGUGCAUGUACUGUAUGUAUGCAUAUAUGUGUGUAUGUUUGUGUUAGGCACUUGAGACCACUGUGACUGUCUUGUAUUUAAAAGAGAUGUUGUAUGUACAGAGCCUGUCAUUUUUAUUACUG